Xylaria bambusicola is the source of this 808-nucleotide messenger RNA. RefSeq lists its product as uncharacterized. Gene Ontology annotation, cellular component: ribosome. Gene Ontology annotation, molecular function: structural constituent of ribosome. The record is from RefSeq and is a predicted model, not a curated record. The transcript has 2 exons. Gene Ontology annotation, biological process: translation. The coding region runs from base 284 to 748 and encodes 154 amino acids. Lineage: Eukaryota; Fungi; Ascomycota; Sordariomycetes; Xylariales; Xylariaceae.
CGGAGUACAUAAAGGUAGUGUGGGCGCCUACCAAUCAUAAGUACCUACCUACUGUACUCUAAGUGCUGGAGCGAUAAGCCGCAACCUCCAAAUAAAAUUCCAGGGACCCGCUAAUCCUUGAGCUACAAUUCUAGAACACAUCAAUCGACGACUACCUCGAAUCAGUCACGCCGUCUGCCGAGACGAUUCGCAAGCCAACCUCUAGCUUCCGACAACCAUAAAAAUAACGAAACCGACCUUAUCGCAAAAGCAAAAGAGGGCCGCAGACAGGCACCCAAAGGAGAUGGCGUCGGAAAUCGCCGCCGGGCUGCGGAGGGCGGCCAAGGAGAUGCACGGAAUCGUUGUGUCGGCUGGCCUGAUGGACAAGACCGUCAAGGUACGAUUGGGUGGCCAGAGGUGGGAGCAGAGAGUUCACAAGUGGUUCAAAGCCCCGCGGUACAAACUCGUCCACGAUCCAGCCAACUCGUUGCGCCAGGGCGACGUAGUAGCCAUCACACCGUCGUGGCGCGAGUCGCAGCACGUGCGACACGUAGUGAAGCACAUCAUUGCGCCGUAUGGCGUCGGCAUCGACGAGCGGCCGCCCAUCCCGAGCCUAGAAGAGCGAGCCUCCGAGCGCAUGUCUAAGCGCAACGCCAAAGACGAGCAGAGGAUGCUUCGCCGCUCUGCCGCUGAUGCGGGCGUCGCUACGAGCGGUACUAAUAAAAUCUUGGAGGAGGCGGGGAGAGCCGUGGAGCCGUCGGCUUCAUAACAGUGCUAUCCGUAUAGCAGCACUCUGAAGAAGAGCCGUACUGCCUAUGUCUCGUGACGC